This is a messenger RNA of Rotaria socialis, 474 nucleotides long. The record is from the annotation of a GenBank genome assembly. Lineage: Eukaryota; Metazoa; Rotifera; Eurotatoria; Philodinida; Philodinidae.
AUGGUUCGUGGACAUUUCGAUCAAGCUUCAUCACAUGUUCAAUGGAUGAUUAUUCGUAAUAAUUCAUCAUUUUUACAAAAACGAAAAUUGGGCACAUAUACAACAGAACCAAACAAUUUAAAAAACCGUAAUAACUUCCGUUAUAAUGGUCUUAUUCAUCCAAAAAUAGUCGGUGUUGAAGCUGCUAAAGAAGGCAAAGGUGUUGUCUUUUCAACCGGUUCCGUUAAAAAUGUAAGAAAACCAUCUAAACGUUUACAUAAGGUUCAACUUACAAAGGACUCACGUCGUACAUUGACCAGCAUUCGACGAACAAUCCGUAAACAAUGCUAUCGUAAAGAUCUUAAGAUGGCUGCUCUCCGUCGAGCAUCAGCUUUACUUCGUGGUCAACGAUUAGCUUUAACAACUGCUACACCCACAAAAGCAGCCACUAAACGUUCAGGAAAGAACGCCACAGCAGCAGCAACAACGGCAUAG